CGUUCAUGAUUGGCCAAUGCCACAACCUCCUCUGCUCCACGACAGCUUCCCCCCACAGCUUCAGCGUCUCCCUGCGCAGGUACGGAAUACCAACAUACAAGCACACAACAACAGGCGAUCGAAAGAGAAAGCCGCCAUGAAGUACCUCCACGCCACCAAUGCGCUGCUGCUGCGCAGCCCGAGCAGCGCGCUCCUCUCACGCUCCUCGCCGCCGUCAUCAUCAGCCGCCGCGACGCUGGCCAUCAUCUCCGCGUGCCGGGCGCUAUCCUCCUCCACCUCUGCGUCCGCAUACAGCAGCUACAGUAGCACCAACAAACCCGCCGCCUUCGCAGCUCGACGACCCUUUUCGCACACGGCGCGCGCGCACGCUAAGAAGGGGUCGAAGCGUGGAGGGAGAGGCGGCGACGACGCCGAACUAGCAGCAGUAGCAGCGGGUGGUGGUGGGAAAGGGAAAAAAGACAAGAAGAGCAGCAGCAGCGGUAGCGACACAGCCGGGGACGCCGACCGGCCGUUGCCCAACGGCGAGGACCCGUUCAACCUCGCCGACGUGACGUACGCGUUCGACAAGGCCGAGCGGCACCACGGCGAGGAGCUGAAGCGCAUGCGCACGGGCGGCGGCAAGUUCAACGCCGAGGUGAUUGGCGCGCUGCCAGUGCAG
Molecule: messenger RNA, 658 nt
Organism: Lasiosphaeria miniovina
Lineage: Eukaryota; Fungi; Ascomycota; Sordariomycetes; Sordariales; Lasiosphaeriaceae
Exons: 2
Source: RefSeq, a predicted model, not a curated record